AGAUCCAAAAAAAAACAACCUCCAACAAUCUUGUCCUCAUCGAACCAUACCGUAGUAUGCUUACAUUCUUCGACUGAGCCUAUUCUUCCCAUAAAUUUGAAGUCAUACCUUUGAUUCGAACCGAAGCAAAGCGAACAUAAGUUGAAUCAUAUUCGACAACGAUUGUACACCACACCUGUCCUACGAAAUAAGCAUCUCGAGCUGUAUAAUACAAUUUCUCGUCCUGCAAAAACUAGAAUAAGUAUUACCAUCACCAUGAAAAACUGUUUCACGAUUUGGCUGUCACUCACAGUGAUAGCGAUCACAGUUCCCGGCAGCGUUGCCAUCAAUUACAGUCGUUACCCCAACACGRCAAAAACRUAUGCCGAGUCUCCGGCAUCCCCCAGCUUACCACAGAGACGACGUACCCUGGACAAAAUUGUCUCGCAGGAGCGACGAUUUGUAUUGUUCAAUUCGCGCCACUUAAGUGGAGAAUGCAGUAAGUUACACAUAUCUUUCGCAAGGUAUGCAGGAGAAUCGAAGUUAUCUCGUGCAGUGUAAGUAUGACAUGUUUCCCCCCGUUGUUUCUCAUGAUUCUUUUUCUUUUGCUCCCAUUCUGAUUUCCGUCCGUUUUGGUAAYAGUUCCSAUUUGUGAGACCAUGAGACCUUCCAUGGCCACCACAUUGAGUCCUAGUGGUGACCCGACCUGGUCGCCCACUAAUUUUCCUGACGAGAUGCUUGGCCUUCCCGGAGGCUCUCGAACUAAUCCUCCCUCGAAACGGCCUACCAUUUCUCCCGUAGAAGAACCAACCGAGCUCCCAACGAAGCAACCUACAARCUCUCCUACCAAAGAAGCAACAAAGUCACCGACGAAGACACCAACGACGCAACCGACCAAUCUCCCAUCUUCAAAACCMAUUGAGGGUGUACUUGAUUGUCAAGCACUUGAGAACCUAGGGCAUGGAUUCAGUGAAGCCACSGGCAGCCCUCACUACAGCCGGCGUUGCUACCCCGAAAUCAAGGGUGCUCACUUUGAGGCCAUUCCUGGCAACGACGAUUCCGUUGCCGUCUUUGCCGGUGGUGAUUUCAUAGGCAGACGAGCCGCUGAAGUAGAAGGAAACCUYGUGGUUCUUGGUGAUCUCAAGGUAGAAACAAACGGGCCCGGAAAUUUUGUUAGCGUCGGUGUCGGAACCCACGUGCUGCCCAACUCCGGUGGGGAUUGCAUUAUUGUGGGCGGAGAUAUUUCCGCUGAUCGAAGUAUCCAGGUCUUCAAUCAGGCGACAUGGAUGAAGUGCGACAUAGUCUACAAGGGAGCAGCCACGAACCUAGAACAUUGGAAGAUUGGAAGGGGUUCCAAACGGCACGAGCCCAACUACGAUAUGAGCCGGUACGAGAAAAUGAAGUACGUCUUUAUGAAGAAAKCYCAGUACUGGAAGACCCUACCAUCAACCGCAACUGUCAACUUCGAAGACUGGGGAAAUCCCACUGGGGAGACGAAUUUCAUCUGCACGUCCAACAACGAGGUUCAGGUCUUUAACAUUAUGCCAAACCAGCAUGAUUUUUUGAGCCGCACCCACGAUCUCAAGUUCGGAGAUGAUUGCGAGGGCAAGACCAUCCUGAUCAACGUCCACGGAGACGGAGCGAUCCACGCAAAUGCCGCUGCCAUGUCCUUCAAGACCAGGAUGGGGUACGGAGAGGGUGGCUUCCCUACCUGUAUGACGUCGAGUAUUAUGUGGAACUUCCCCGAUGCGGCUGCCGUCGACCUAGGCAACGGAAGGACCUCCGAGUGGCACGGAUCCGUACUGRUUGGAAGCGGAGACCUAACACUCUCGACCAGCGGUCACUCCGGGCGUGCCAUCGUCGUUGGGAACAUCUACCACGAUUCCGACKUAGGGUCUGAGUUCCACUCGUACCCCUUCGAUCCUCCGAUUCCCCUACCAGAUCCAGAUGACAUCUGUGUCCUGCCCUCAAACUGGCGGUCCUACCCAGCAAUUCCGCCCUACCCAACAACAGCACCCACUACAGCGCCCACACACGYCGGUUGCGUCCACAUCCCCCAGAGUGAUCUCCCUUCCGGCUCGUGGGAGACCGACGACGCCAACUGUUCCCAGUGUUCGCCGAGCAAUCCUGGUGGCCCCGUUUCCUGGUGGCCAUGCAACCUGAAUCCACCCAUUUGCCAGGGAGACUGCGUGCUCAGCUAGCUUACCGACGAGACAAAACCAUGAUUUUUGAAAAGAAUAAUUGUUUCUCUUGUCACUUGAAGAACUUCACGCUACCUCAAUACGCUCUCGUACUUGAUAAUGAAAAAUGUUGUUGGUUGACACCAACUGUCGCUGCAUGUAAUAACAAGCAAACAAUGUAACGAUGACGAUCUCAACCUCCUCAAUUUCAUGAAAUGUUGGUUUUCCAUGCUAGAACAUACAAACACGUACUSAAACUUAGGAGAUUAAUUAUUACAGAAUUAAACGUUCUUCUAUUU
Pseudo-nitzschia multistriata is the source of this 2458-nucleotide messenger RNA. The record is from the annotation of a GenBank genome assembly. NCBI's taxonomy places the organism in Eukaryota, Bacillariophyta, Bacillariophyceae, Bacillariales, Bacillariaceae.